Messenger RNA from Ceratina calcarata, 499 nucleotides. RefSeq names its product ribosomal protein S25 (gene RpS25). The transcript is spliced from 3 exons. The record is from RefSeq and is a predicted model, not a curated record. NCBI's taxonomy places the organism in Eukaryota, Metazoa, Arthropoda, Insecta, Hymenoptera, Apidae. The coding region runs from base 80 to 439 and encodes 119 amino acids.
GAUGUUGUUACAGAGUUCAAAUUGAACAUGGCGAUUUCUGAACUUCCUCUUUCUGUUUCUUUCCGAGUAGGCAGCCACCAUGCCGCCUAAAAAAGAUACCAAGGGUUCUUCGAAACAGCCACAAAAGACACAGAAGAAAAAGGAAGGAGGAUCUGGUGGCAAGGCCAAAAAGAAGAAAUGGUCCAAAGGAAAAGUACGUGAUAAGUUGAACAACCAAGUACUGUUUGACAAAAGCACAUACGAAAAGCUACUUAAGGAAGUGCCACAGUAUAAACUGAUUACACCAUCAAUCGUGAGUGAAAGGCUCAAGAUCCGUGGAUCUCUCGCUAGGAGAGCCCUGAUCGAAUUGCAACAAAAAGGACUGAUAAAGCAAGUUGUGCAACACCAUGCACAAUUGAUUUAUACGCGAACUACCAAGGGUGACGAUCCUGCCGCGUAAUCAGUUUCUAUGCAAUGUAUAAUAAUAAAGUUAAAUAAAAAAUUUUAUUUAAAACUUGAA